AUGGCAGAGGAACAACGAAGUCUUCGUGCCGCCUACGAGGAUGCCGAGGCAAGACGCAACAUUAUCGAAUCCAGCUUCGACAGCAAUUCAUCCGCCUUCCAAGACAAUCUCGUAUCCGCAAUCAAGCUGUAUGAAGAAUGUGUCAAGAUCGCGGACCAGGUAGCACUUUUCAGUCCGAACGAGACGCUUGAGGAUAUAAGCUCGGUCGACCUUCAGUACCUGCUUCUCAACUACCGCAUCGCCGAGCUCAUACUCCGGUUGAACUCGCGCGAUGAGCGAAAAGAGAACAUAUCCCGCGCUCAGCGCAGCUAUGAGAACUUUCUCAAGCAGCUCGACAAUUACGACAUGCUCGCGAAAGCCGACGCACAGCUGCUCGAACAAUACCUCGACUCUCCCACCACGUUCUCCGCCGCGUCCACCACAGAUCCCGCCUCAAGACGAGAUACGAAGAUUAAGCGUUUCAAGGAAGAGAAAGCAUUGCGGCAGAAGCUAGACUAUCUUCGCCAGAAUCCUCUGGCAGUACAAAAUGACGAUGAUGCCUACCGCGAGCUGCAGGUGACAAACAUUGCUUUCGCGACCCACCAGACCUUCGCCGCCUUGGAGUCCAUUGCCCAGGAGCUACAUAUACUAUCUAUGGCGCCUCCUGCACAGUCGCCAUCUGCACAACCGAGGAUAGAAGACGGUCGUGAGAGGAAUGGUAGAAGUGAUAGAUAUAGCGAACGUCUGGAUGCCCCUCUUUCCCACAUGUCAGCAGGUAUGAAGGGUCCUCUGCUUGACAAGUCUGGCAAGCCCCUUCGCCCAUUUACUUUGACCGGCAAGCGAACGGAAUUCCGUGAAGGUGUAUUCAGGCCUGAUCACAGCUUACCGACCAUGAGCAUCGAUGAAUAUCUCGAGGAGGAGAGGAAACGCGGAGGCAUGAUUGAGGGAGGUGGAGCCCAGAGUCAGGUUACCCCUGUGGUUGAUGAGGACGACUUGGAAGCGGCAGAUGCUGCAACUAUGAAGGCCCGCGAAUGGGAUGAAUUCGUGGAGGCAAAUCCGAAGGGGAGUGGAAAUACUAUCAACCGAGGGUGA
Messenger RNA from Ramularia collo-cygni, 1071 nucleotides. Its product is annotated as related to TAP42, component of the Tor signaling pathway. The coding region runs from base 1 to 1071 and encodes 356 amino acids. Gene Ontology annotation, cellular component: cytosol. Gene Ontology annotation, biological process: regulation of dephosphorylation; regulation of signal transduction. The transcript has a single exon. Lineage: Eukaryota; Fungi; Ascomycota; Dothideomycetes; Mycosphaerellales; Mycosphaerellaceae. The record is from RefSeq and is a predicted model, not a curated record. Gene Ontology annotation, molecular function: protein phosphatase 2A binding.